AUGAGUGCCCUCGGAAGCACAUCUGACGUUUCUCUGACGUCAUCAUUAUUACAGGAUGACACUCACAAACCAGUUGGAAUGAGAUUCACCCUAGAGGAAUUGGCAGCUCUCUCUGGAACAUCUAACUCCUCAUCCACAUCAUACCAACAUAACGAGAAUCCAUAUAGUAAUGCAAAUACACUACUUCGCACCAUACGUCAGAAAGGAAGUACGAAACAUAAAGACUACACAAGAAAACCACAGGAUCCGGCAAAGGAAGUUUUAAGGGUUAUAAGAAAGAAAGGUCAUAAAGGAAACAACGAAAACAAAGACACAAAACCAAGAGCGAAAAAUGCACAGACACAGACGGAGAGAGAAAUUGAAGACAUCAUCAGAGAAUUGGAGGAAAUAGAGAAACAUGCUGACACUGUAUCAGGCCGUAGGAAUUGUUGCCAAAAACCUUCGUCACCAGUCACAACAGACAACGAUUUAAAAAUGGCGAAUGAUUUACUAAAUGAAUUGGACAAAGAAAUAUUCCCGAAUAAAUAUACGCAAACAAACACUCUCUCGGACAAAGCAAUAUAUAAAGAGAUUAUUAAUUUUUCGAUGCCACGACGACAUGUACAAUCCAGGACUGAUCAUUGUUGGCCAAAGGGACACAAACUGCACUUAAAAUUUGAUUUUAAUAAGAAAUAUUGA
Molecule: messenger RNA, 678 nt
Organism: Saccostrea echinata
Lineage: Eukaryota; Metazoa; Mollusca; Bivalvia; Ostreida; Ostreidae
Exons: 3
Coding region: 1-678 (225 amino acids)
Source: RefSeq, a predicted model, not a curated record